AUGACAACACGAACGUCAGCACCGCCACGUUGUGCGUCAUGCGGCGGUCAGCAGACGGCGGAAGUGCGCAUCGAGGAGGACGAUAACUGGCUUUACCACACGGUUGUAGCUUCAACAGACAUAGAAAAACGCGGCGUCAAGCUGGUUUAUCAAGAGGCGGGCGAGCAGGAGACACAGGACGUAAGCGAUAGUGACGUAUCACACCAGUAUGGCUGGAGUGGCGAGACGCGAGAGAUCGCAGGCAACUUACAGGACAGCAUCUUAGCCAGGAUAUCAACGCUGAAAGCGCUCUGUGACGAUGGGUUUAUUACAGAGGAUGAGUAUGAACGACGAAAAGGAGCUAUUGUAGAUGAACUUACGUUCUCGACAUUCGAACCUACGUCAAGUAUGCAAGAUACAGUCACACAAAGGAGACGUAUGUCGUUUCAACGAAGUAAAGGCUUGCCAUUGAUCGUGCCGCACGCUCCUGACUUUCGUGAAAUGAGCCCGGAGCUGGCAGUUAAGCAUGUGUUUAACUAUGCCACUCGCCAGUGGAGCAGCGUGAAGGUGUACAUCAAUCUGGACGAAACACCUUUUAGCAAAGGAAGUCUGCGGAUUGUAUACCACUUACAAGACCUGAGCGCGGAGGGCUCGGCUAGCUUGUCCAAUAAUGGCUGCUACACAGGCAGCUAUGUGGCAAAACUCGCUAUUGACCCAGAUGAAGACCCACAGACAUACUUCAAGGAUAUAGAGCUGCAGGCCCACUGCGCACACUAUGCUCAAGUGUACAACUCAUACACACCGCCAAAACGUGUUGGGUUUAUCCCUGCAUGGGUGUUAGAGCUCCCCGAACGAGAUGGUGCACUUUGCGCUGUGGAGGCCUACAUCCCAGGCGAGUACCGCAAACACAACAACAACUUUGGUUCCGUAAGCGAUGACGAGCGUAACACACCACAGGCCUUUUCGCACUUCACAUACGAGGCCUCGAAUCAUGAGUUGCUCGCCGUGGACAUUCAAGGCGUAGGUGAUUUAUAUACAGACCCGCAAAUCCAUACACUCAACGGACACGACUUUGGCAAAGGCAAUCUUGGAGUGUUAGGCUUCCAGAAAUUCCUCUCAUCGCAUCGAUGCAACUCCAUUUGUCGCUAUCUUAAGCUUCCACCUGUGAAUCCAAAGGCUCGUCACGCUGACUCCGGCACUCUACCCGUACAGGAACUGAUGAAUCGCGACCGCGUACGGCCAACGCAUUUUGACUCGCGACACUACUACGAGAACGCGCCUAUGCUACAGAAGUACGUGAUGCAGUGCCGUGAAGUGGAUAGCCACGUAUCCUCCGCAUCGUCUUCCACUUGCUCCAUGCAAUCUCGCAAACACCGCAGUUGCUACGCAUCUGGCUUCGCUCUCUUCUGUAAAGCACUAUUUUGUGGAGGCUUGUAA
This is a messenger RNA of Peronospora belbahrii, 1416 nucleotides long. The record is from the annotation of a GenBank genome assembly. NCBI's taxonomy places the organism in Eukaryota, Oomycota, Peronosporomycetes, Peronosporales, Peronosporaceae.